AUGACAAGAAUAACAGCAAAAGAAACUGUAGAAAGACUAGACAGAAUAUUCAGCCGCCUUGGAUAUCCACAAUCAAUUACAUUGGACAACGCGAAGCAGUUCGUGGGCAUAGAAUUGGAUGAAUACAGCAAAAUAAAAGGAAUUAUUCUCAGGCAUUCAACCCCCUAUUGGCCGCAAGAGAACGGAUUAGUAGAGCGCCAAAACCGGUCCCUGCUGAAACGCCUUCAGAUCAGCAACGCACUCGGCAGAAACUGGCGGCAGGAUCUUCGCGACUACUUGCUGAUGUACUAUACUACACCUCAUUCAAUCACCGGUAAAACCCCCACUGAAUUACUAUACGGUAGAACGAUUCGAUCUAAAAUACCUGCACUGGAAGACAUCGAAAACACACCAGUUGAUGAGGAUGUACGUGACAGAGACAAGUUACUGAAGGAGAAAGGAAAGCUGGCAGAAGACCUCAGACGUCGUGCUAGAAAAUCGUCAUUGUCCGAGGGAGAUACUGUUCUUAUGCAGAACCUUUUGCCAGGAAACAAAUUAUCAACGACAUUCAACCCAAAAGAGUAUACUGUUGUUCACCGCUCAGGACCACGUGUAACCAUCGAGGAUCAAGCUACAGGCAAAUCGUAUGACCGGAACGUUGCACAUCUCAAAAAGGUGUCUGAGCCUGCAGCACAGACUGUUCCAAGUGAAGGAUUCAGCUUUAAUGAAGUUAACCAGCCGCCGGUGCCUACCAAUGACACCGAUGACGAAUUCUACGGAUUUGACCUUGGAACAGAUUACAGCGCGGGGUCUAAAUCGGAUCCAUCAAAACGUCAGCGACGUGUAAUCAAGAAGCCAUCUAGAUAUGCAGAUUAG
Armigeres subalbatus is the source of this 855-nucleotide messenger RNA. RefSeq lists its product as uncharacterized. Gene Ontology annotation, biological process: DNA integration. NCBI's taxonomy places the organism in Eukaryota, Metazoa, Arthropoda, Insecta, Diptera, Culicidae. The transcript has a single exon. Gene Ontology annotation, molecular function: nucleic acid binding. The record is from RefSeq and is a predicted model, not a curated record. Bases 1 to 855 code for a protein of 284 amino acids.